Messenger RNA from Haliotis rubra (blacklip abalone), 1352 nucleotides. RefSeq names its product E3 SUMO-protein ligase ZBED1-like. NCBI's taxonomy places the organism in Eukaryota, Metazoa, Mollusca, Gastropoda, Lepetellida, Haliotidae. Bases 1 to 996 code for a protein of 331 amino acids. Gene Ontology annotation, molecular function: protein dimerization activity. The transcript is spliced from 2 exons. The record is from RefSeq and is a predicted model, not a curated record.
AUGCUUCAGCGAUAUAUCGAGCAGCAAGCUGCAAUCUUUGCCACUCUCACAGUGAAGGAUAUCAGGAAAAAUGCAGACACCCUUGUUACUCUGUCAGAGGAAGAUGUCCGCGCAGUAGAAGAUGCGGUAAAUGUUCUUCGACCAUUGAAGACAAUAACAACAAUCCUCUGUUCAGAGAAAGUGCCCACAGUUUCCAUGAUUCUACCAUUAAAGGAGCUUAUUCUGAAAUACAUGGCUGUCACUGAAAGUGAUUCUGGCCUUGUCAAGUCUGUGAAGUCGGCAAUUGUCAAAGAUCUGAAGACCAGAUAUACUGAGCCUGACAUCAACAAAUUUCUACAGGAAGCAACUGCCCUUGACCCCAGGUUUCGAUCACUACCCUACCACAAUGAAGCCAACCGGCUUCUUGUAUUCAGUGCCCUGACCAUGAAUGCGAUCAAGAUGGCAGAAGCAAACAAGGAUGAACUGGCUCCAGUGAGAGUGAAGGAGGAACCGAGUCAUCCCACAGAUGAAGCGAUAGCACAGCCCCCCCUACCUGUAUUGCCUCAAACCGACAGUCAGCCCCCUGAGUGUAAUGACACUGAGACUGGUGGGACACAGACUUGCACUUCAGACUCUGUUUCUGACUCUGAGACACCAGGCCCAUCACAACCAAAGAAAACCAAAAGUGCAAUUGAGGAGAUAUUUGGGGAGGUGUUCAUUACACAUGUGCAAGAGGCAAAGCCACUUUCUGCUUCCAUUGAGGAAGAGGUGCAGAAAUACAAGCUUGAGGAAUGUAUUCCAUUAACUGAAAACCCCCUGCUUUGGUGGAAGAUGAACGCAGUCAGAUUCCCAGCCCUUGCCGGUCUUGUGAAGCAGUACCUAGGAGUGUGUGCUACUUCAGUCCCCAGCGAGAGAGUAUUUUCCUCAGCUGGGGAUAUUGUCACUGCUCAACGUGCUUCACUUUCAGCUGAAAAUGUUGAUGUUCUGAUUUUCCUAAAAAAAAAUAUGAAACUUUAAUUGUAACAGAAUUAUGAUGCAUGAAGCACACUGAAAAAGAGUGUGUAACCAUUUGUCUGUUUGGCAAUGUUGUGUUAGUCAGAUUUUCAGACUCCUUGAAAGUGUCAAAGUUUAUUUCAGAAUAUCCAGAUAGCUGACUGCUGUUAAAGUAACAGAUUUGUUUAGUGUUAACUUUUAAUUUUAAAACAAAAGUAAUUGUUUUCAGGUACAAGAGAAUUGGAACAGCUUACUAACUCUGAUUGAAGAUUUCUUCUUCAAUUCAAAUAAAAGUUGUAUGCUGAUAUUUUGUUAUUCUUUUUAUUUUGUGUAUCGCGAUUCGUAUCGAAUCGUGGCAGCAGUAUCGAGAUAUGUAUCGU